This is a messenger RNA of Bombina bombina (fire-bellied toad), 1595 nucleotides long. It is a transcript of the gene NPRL2, whose product is annotated as NPR2 like, GATOR1 complex subunit. The record is from RefSeq and is a predicted model, not a curated record. Gene Ontology annotation, biological process: cellular response to amino acid starvation; positive regulation of autophagy; negative regulation of TORC1 signaling. Gene Ontology annotation, cellular component: vacuolar membrane; GATOR1 complex. Lineage: Eukaryota; Metazoa; Chordata; Amphibia; Anura; Bombinatoridae. The transcript is spliced from 12 exons. Bases 85 to 1227 code for a protein of 380 amino acids. Gene Ontology annotation, molecular function: GTPase activator activity.
CGCUCUCAUUCUACUUCCGGUAUGUGAUAGCUUUAGGUGACUGAGGCUCUUGGAGAGGGAAACCCGCAGGGGGUAGAUGAUACAAUGAUGUCCAAUCGACGGAUUGAGUGCAUUUUCUUCAGCGAGUUCCACCCAACCCUUGGGCCGAAGAUCAGCUACCAGGUCCCCGAGGAAUACAUCUCUCGGGAGCUGUUUGACACGGUGCAGGUGUAUAUAAUUACCAAGCCGGAGCUCCAGAACAAGCUUAUUACAGUCACUGCCAUGGAUAAGAAGCUGAUUGGCUGCCCUGUCUGUAUUGAGCACAAAAAGUACAGCAGGAACGCUCUGCUGUUUAACCUUGGCUUUGUGUGCAAUGCCAGAGCGAAGACGUGCGCCCUGGAGCCCAUCGUGAAGAAGCUCGCAGGAUACCUCACCACAUUAGAGCUAGAAUCUGGCUUUAUUUCAAAUGAGGACAGUAAACAGAGACUGGUGCCAAUCAUGAGUGUAUUGUUAGAAGGGUUGAACUCUACAGGCGAAUGCUCUCUGCCUAUAGAUGAAAGUAACACUAUGCACCUUAAGGUGAUUGAGCUUCGGGCCUCUCCACCUACUGCUCAGGAAUAUGAUGUUCCAGUUUUCACAGAAGACAAAGAUGAUUUCUGUUAUGCACAGUGGGAUUUAACAACUCAGCAGAUCCUUCCGUAUAUUGAUGGAUUUCGGCACAUACAGAAGAUUUCUGCAGAAGCUGACGUGGAGCUGAACCUUGUGCGAAUUGCAAUUCAAAACCUGAUGUAUUACGGAGUGGUAACUUUGGUCUCCAUAUUUCAGUAUUCCAACGUGUAUUGUACAACUCCUCGGGUUCAGGAGCUUAUACAUGACAAAGCUUUACAAGAGGAAUGCGUGUGUUACGUCAGCAAGACAGGUCACAAGCGCCCUAGCCUUCGUGAUAUUUUCCAGUUAUACUGUGGCCUGAGUCCUGGGACUACUGUGCGAGAUCUGAUUGCACGAUAUGCACAGCAGCUGCAGAGAGUGGACGAGAGGAAACUCAUCCAGUUUGGCCUGAUGAAGAAGCUUAUUCGGAGGUUACAGAAAUACCCAGUGAAGAUUUCACGAGAUGAGCGAUGUUCUCCUGCACGACUUUACACUGGAAGCCACAGCUAUGAUGAGAUCUGCUGUAAGACUGGUAUGAGUUACCGGGAGCUAGACGAGAGACUGGACAGUGACCCAAAUAUCAUUGUAUGUUUAAAGUGAACAUCUGAGUGUUAAGAAAAUAAAGAUGAUUAGUGGAACUGGGCCACAGGAGCUGCUGGACGGAGAACCUGUGUGUAUAGCCCUGGUGCAUCCGCUGUGGGUGCUUUGACAUUUUUGCUGGAUUUCAGAAGACCGAACUAUAUAUAUCAAGGAAAGAUUCAAAGACCGUUAAUAAAAUAUUAAAAGUUCACCAUCUACUUUGGAGAUGAGACGCAUCUUUCUAUUUCCUUUAUAAUAUUUAUAUAUUUUCUAUGCAUUGCACAAAAUUAUUCCCUAAACCAAAAGCCCCUUUUGACUUGUCUGUAUGUCUUUAAGUAAAUAAAUGAUCUUCUGGCAAAGAGAAUGCAACACUAAAAACAACAAAAGAA